AUGUCGGUCUCCGCGCGAUAUACCCGGUAUCUGGUGUUCGCCGUCGUGGGAUUGGCCUUUUUCUACAUCAUCUCUCGAUCCUCCUUCCACCUGCCCAGCGCAUCCUCAUUCCCUCGCCCUCAACCCUCCUACGAAGAUUUCAAAUCGUCAAAACCACAAAAUGUUGGAACGAACAGCAGCGAGCGGGUCAAUGCGACGUUUGUCACCCUCGCCCGCAACUCCGACAUCUGGGAGAUCGCCAAAUCCAUCCGAAAUGUCGAGGAUCGCUUCAAUCGUAACUACAACUACGACUGGGUUUUCCUGAACGAUCAAGAAUUCGACGAUGACUUCAAGAAACUUACCACCUCACUGGCCUCCGGUACAACACACUACGGCAAAAUUCCUGAAGAGCAUUGGUCGUAUCCGGACUGGAUUGACCAGGAUAAGGCUAAAGAGGCGCGAGAGGAGAUGGGUCGCAAGAAGAUCAUCUACGGUGAUUCAGAGAGUUAUCGCCAUAUGUGCCGCUACGAGUCGGGCUUCUUUUUCCGCCACCCACUGAUGAUGAACUACGAAUACUAUUGGCGCGUGGAGCCCAGCAUCGAGCUCUACUGUGAUAUCGGCCACGACCCAUUCCGCUUCAUGAAGGAGAACGACAAGAAGUACAGCUUUGUCAUCAGUCUGUACGAAUACAUCGAUACCAUUCCCACUCUCUGGGAUAGCGUGAAGAAAUUCCUGAAGAGCCACCCCGAACACGUCCCCAGUGGCAACGCCAUGGAGUUUAUCAGUGAGGACGGCGGUGAGACUUACAACAAAUGCCACUUCUGGUCCAACUUUGAGAUCGGCAGCCUGGAGUGGCUGCGCUCCAAGGCGUACAUUGACUACUUCUCCUCCCUGGACCAGGAUGGUGGCUUCUUCUAUGAGCGAUGGGGCGAUGCACCCGUCCACUCCAUCGCCGCAGCCGUUAUGCUGAAGAAGGAACAAAUCCACUUCUUCAACGAGAUCGCCUACUACCACGUACCUUUCACCCAUUGCCCGAGCGAUGAGCAGACGAGGCUGGACCUGCGCUGUCAUUGCAAGCCCGAGGAGAACUUUGACUGGAAGGGCUAUUCUUGCACCAACCGGUGGUUCAAGGUCAACGACCUUCAAAAGCCUGAUGGCUGGGACAAGAAAGAUUGA
Molecule: messenger RNA, 1155 nt
Organism: Penicillium cataractarum
Lineage: Eukaryota; Fungi; Ascomycota; Eurotiomycetes; Eurotiales; Aspergillaceae
Product: glycosyltransferase family 15 protein
Exons: 4
Coding region: 1-1155 (384 amino acids)
Biological process (GO): protein O-linked glycosylation; protein N-linked glycosylation; cell wall mannoprotein biosynthetic process
Cellular component (GO): Golgi apparatus; membrane
Molecular function (GO): alpha-1,2-mannosyltransferase activity
Source: RefSeq, a predicted model, not a curated record